Tupaia belangeri chinensis (Chinese tree shrew) is the source of this 1657-nucleotide messenger RNA. It is a transcript of the gene YAF2, whose product is annotated as YY1 associated factor 2. Gene Ontology annotation, biological process: positive regulation of DNA-templated transcription. The record is from RefSeq and is a predicted model, not a curated record. The transcript is spliced from 3 exons. NCBI's taxonomy places the organism in Eukaryota, Metazoa, Chordata, Mammalia, Scandentia, Tupaiidae. Gene Ontology annotation, molecular function: DNA binding; transcription coregulator activity. Gene Ontology annotation, cellular component: nucleus. Bases 80 to 487 code for a protein of 135 amino acids.
GGCUGACUGGGCUGGGAUUUCGAGCUGUGGUUGCCUUGUGAGAUCUCGCUUCUCUUGAGCCAUGCAUUACUGGUGAACCAUGGAGCCAGCCUUCCUGAAACCUCGACCUGUCUCCCAGUUGGUUGCACAGCAGGUUACUCAGCAGUUUGUGCCCCCUACACAGUCAAAGAAAGAGAAAAAAGAUAAAGUAGAAAAAGAAAAAAGUGAAAAGGAAACAACUAGCAAAAAGAACAGUCAUAAGAAAACCAGGCCAAGAUUGAAAAAUGUGGAUCGGAGUAGUGCUCAGCAUUUGGAAGUUACCGUUGGAGAUCUGACAGUCAUUAUUACAGACUUUAAGGAGAAAACAAAGUCACCACCUGCAUCUAGUGCUGCUUCUGCAGAUCAACACAGUCAGAGUGGCUCUAGCUCCGAUAACACAGAGAGGGGAAUGUCCCGGUCAUCUUCGCCCAGAGGAGAAGCCUCAUCAUUGAAUGGAGAAUCUCAUUAAAGUUUAUUUUCUCCAGUUUCUUAGUCACUUCUCCCCUACCAUUGCAAAUACACAGAUUAUGCCAAGAAGUACCACAUUUUCAUGACAAGUACAUUCAUGCACAAUCCAUAAUUUGAGUUUUACAUAAAAUAGAGAUUAGUUAGAUUUCAUUAAACUGUGCCUACCAAACAUUUCCAGACUUAACAUUUUGGUCUCUGCAGUCAAGUGCCAUGAAAAUGUGGUUGAAUUAUUCAUUAUGCAGUGUUAUUGGUAAGUCUAUUUUCACUUUUAGUUUAGUGAAUUCUAACACAUAAUUCUUGAAUUCUCUACUAUUGGCAUGUAACGAAUUUAAAUUUUUUAUAACAUAGUGCAAGCUGCCUAAAUAUGUAUUAUUUGAGAAUUGUGAAACAAAUAGUUAUAUGUAUACAAGUCAAAGAUCAACUUAAUCAACUAUUGCUGCAACAGAAUUUUCUUAAUGGUUAUCCUCUUAAAUACACCUGCUGGUACUUGGUGUGGUUAAAUAGGAAAAUUGUUAUUAAAUAAAGAAUUUGUAUGAACCUUUGCCAAUGUUUUUGACACAUUUUACUAAAUUAUUGUUCCUGAAUUAUGCUUCUGGUUAUAUCCAUUUUUUUGGGUUUUCUUUUUGUUUGUUUGUUCGUUUGCUUGUUUCCCAAAACAUUUAUUUCAUUUAUUGUAAUGUUUACUAGCAAACUAGUAAACAAUAAAACAUGAUUAUUUAGCUUUAUAAUUCAGGUUUAGUGCUAUUGUCAUUGAACACUGGUUAUUUUCUGUAUUAUAUAAAACGUAAAAUUCAAACAGUUAUAUAAGCAUUUGGCAAAAACAGAAGAGAAAAACUUGCCAUAUUUUAAAAGCUGCAAUUUUGGAAAAGCUUUAACUUAAUGGUAGUUUUAUCACUGUUUUCUUGCCCCGAACUUAACUUAUCCAGGGUCAUAGAAGUAUGAAUCUAAUUAAUAUAGACAGGAGAACUGUUGCACAGACUGGGAAAUAACUAGUCUUAAAUCAGUUUAAUUGGCCUCUUAUUAAAUACAAUAAUUCUUAUGAAAAUCAUAGUACCCUAUUUUCAGACACAACUGCCAGUUUAUGCAUUUAUCAAUAUCUUGAAAUAAAAAAGUAUUUACAGCCCCACUCACUAUUAUGUAAAAUUACCAAUAAAAUAUUUUUAUGACUACA